AUGUACCGAUUCCGGGACAGUGGGCGGUUAUUUUUCGCUAUGCCUUCCAAGCGCCACCAGUCCUCAGGUGAUAAUGGAUCUACCAAGCGUCUGAAAACGUCUCUAUCGCCGGACCCUGAGGAAUUUUCGUUGAACAACGUUCUAUUCAACGCCAAGAAAGCUGCUGCCAUUGCUCAUUUACCGGAGGCAAAUAUAUCGAAGGUGUUUGAAGAAGACGCGGCUAUCUCGUAUCUUACAACAGACCGCAAGAGUUGGGUUUAUCAUGUACCACGCUGGUAUCGGCAUAUUUUCGAGCACGCCACGCCUGAAGAUCUCAAUUCAGCAGCUUUAGAUGAGGAUGAAAAUGGAGAAAAAUCACCAGUCCUCUGGUCUACGAUGUUCAAACAAGCUUGGGAGACACAUCCAAAGGAGCACGAUACUAUCAUGAUGUUCGGUAAACCGACAAAGCUUCCACGCUUCCAGCAGUUAUGUGGGGAAAUGGGGAGCUAUAGAUACUCUGGUAAGACAUAUGAAGCACAGAAAGAGUAUCCGAGAGGUUUGAGGCACGCUAUCGAGCACAUGCAACGAAUUGUAGAAGACCCCGCUACCCUGCGGACACGACUCACAGGAGGUCUCGUGAAUUGGUACGAGAAUGGAGAUCACUACAUCGGUCCUCACGCUGACGAUGAGCGUGAUAUGAUAGCGUGCUCUCCUAUUGUUGCAUUAUCGUUAGGAGCUACGAGGCGGUUCGUGUUCACGAAAAAGACGUCGAAGAGUGCUCCUAAAGACAGUGAAGCUGUAGCACAAAUGGAGUUGCAAAUUGGGGACGGAGACCUGAUGAUCAUGGGCGGCACGACACAAAAAACUCACAAACAUGCGGUUCCCAAGAUGGCUCGAUGUCGUGAGCCAAGAAUCAGCGUCACCAUGCGUUGCUUUCAUUAG
Messenger RNA from Peronospora farinosa, 921 nucleotides. The record is from the annotation of a GenBank genome assembly. Lineage: Eukaryota; Oomycota; Peronosporomycetes; Peronosporales; Peronosporaceae.